GUUGUCUAGGCUGUCACUCGGAGAGCAAUGGGGGUACACGGGCUGUGGAAGCUGCUUGAGACCACCGGGAAGCCCGUCAACCCCGAGACGCUCGAGGGCAAGAUCCUGGCUGUCGACAUCAGUAUCUGGUUGAACCAGGCAGUGAAGGGUGUGAGAGACAGGGAGGGUAACAGUGUCCAGAACGCCCACCUGAUCACCCUGUUCCAUCGUCUUUGUAAAUUGCUCUAUUUCCGCAUCAGACCUGUCUUCGUGUUCGAUGGAGACGCACCUCUGAUCAAGAAACAGACCCUGGCCAUCAGAAGACAGAGAAAGGAGGAGAAGACUAUGGAGUCCAAGCAGACCAAUGACAAACUCCUCAAGACCUUCCUGAAGAGACAAGCCAUCAAAGCUGCUCUGGGAGAGAGGAGUCAGGAUCAUCUGCCCAGCCUGUCUGCUGUGAGGAGAGAGGAGGACAUGUUCAUGCUGCCUGCCCUGCCAGCCCAGGAGGAGGAGAGAGAGAGGAGCAGCUCAGAGGAGGAGGAGCAGGUGGAGGAGGACAGCCGUCACAUCUACCAGGGGGAUUUCUAUGAAGACUCUAACUCUGUGGACAUCAACUCUGAGGAGUUUUCUGCCAUGCCUCCUGAGGUGAAACAUGAGAUCCUUAAAGACAUGAAGGAAUUCAGCAAGAGACGACGCACCAUGUACCACACCCCCCCUGAGCGGUCAGGGGACUUCUCCCAGUACCAGCUAGCAGGGCUGCUGCAGAGGAACAAGCUGAACGUGCGUCUGGAGGGGGUGGAGAGAGAGAUGUCCAACCGUAGUGCUGGGAACGCCCCGGGGGUGGAGCUAUGCAACCAGGGGGAGGGGCACAGCGUGGAGACACGACGCCUCCUCUCAGAAGACUCCACCCACUACAUCCUCAUCAAAGGUCCGAAGAAGACCGACAACAGUGAGAGGGUGCCAGACAUCCAGCCUGCGGCCUCUCCCUGGUUGGGUGGUCCCUAUCAGGGAGGGACCCGAACCCGAGCCUGGGGAUACAGCACCCAUCUCCCCCGGACACUGAAGGCCAUCCAGGCUGCCAUGGAUAGCAGCUUCUCAGACGAGGAGGAGAAGGAUAGCUCCUGGGGUAGAGGAGGGAGUAGGGCUGAGGAGGAGGGGGGUGGCAGUGUGUCUCCUCGUACCCUCCUGGCCAUUCAGCGAGCCACGGGAGAAGAGUUGGACGUAGGCCCGUCCCCAAACGCCACUACGAUUGGCAGUUCUCCUGUUAAGCCCCACCCUCCCAGUCCCCAGCGUCCUGCCAACCGAUUGUUCGUCAUCAGCAGCUCUGAGGAGGAGACUGAAGGGAAGGACACGCCCCUGAGGACAACUCUGACCAAUGAGGACAGGCUUGGGGUGGAGAAGGGGGAUGAGCAACAGUCGCCUCUCCCCCUUCGCCUCCCCAUUCCUCCUGCGGACAGGGUGCUCCUCAGCAUGGAGGAGGAAACCGUCACCAGGAGGAGCAGGGAGGAGGUGGAGGAGAUUCUGAGAAGGAACAGAGAGGAGUUGGAGCAAGCCAUCGACAACAGGAACAGAGAGGAGUUGGAGCAAGCCAUCGACAACAGGAACAGAGAGGAGUUGGAGCAAGCCAUCGACAACAGGAACAGAGAGGAGUUGGAGCAAGCCAUCGACAACAGGAACAGAGCUUUCCACUCUGCAGUGGGUCAGGGGGACAGUUUGGGUCAGGCUCUCGGUCUUAUUCCCCCAUCAGGCCUUGGUCUAAACAGAGAGGAGGAGACUGGGAGGAGCAGCCUAGUGACUGGGCCUUUACCUCCAUCGCAGGAGGAGAGGAACACCAGGGAGGAGAGGAAUGGACAGAACACUGGGGAGGAGAGGAAUGGACAGAUUGUGAAGAUGGAGGACGGCAAGGAGCACAGUGAGCAGGACAGUGAUUCAGAGAGCUUCGUUGACGUGUCUGAGGGGGAGGAGCUAAAGGAGGAGGAGACGGAUGAUUCGCUGAUAGAGGUUGGGGGCGGUACUCCAGCUAAGGCACAGGAAGACGUGGCCAAGAAGGAGGAAGAGGAGGAGGCUUUAAGUAGCAGAGCUAUCCCUUUGGAAGAGAGGGAGGAGGAGCCCCAGCCUCCCACAGAGCCCAGCCCAGCUCCUCCUGCCCCAGCGUCUGUUCCUCUACCCAACGAGUGGGAAGACAUCAACGUGGAUGAGCUGGUGGCGCUAGAGAGCAGUCUUGGAGAGCAGCAGUCCAGGCUGAGGGAACAGAAGCAGCAGCAGGAGCGCGUCGCUGCCACGGUUACCGGACAGAUGUGUCUGGAGAGCCAGGAGCUGCUGAGGUUGUUUGGCGUACCCUUCCUGGUGGCUCCCGGUGAGGCCGAGGCCCAGUGUGCAGCCCUGGACCGGACCGACCAGACCCAUGGAACAAUCACCGAUGACAGCGACGUCUGGCUGUUCGGAGGACGACACGUCUACAAGAACUUCUUCAGCCAGAACAAAUACCUAGAAUACUACCAGUACGUAGACCUACAGAACCAACUGGGCGUGGACCGUACCAAGCUGAUUAACCUGGCCUACCUGCUGGGUAGUGACUAUACGGAGAGUCCCGGGGUGGGCUAUGUGACGGGCAUGGAGAUACUCAACGAGUUCCCUGGACCUGGCACGGAACCAGUCAGCAUGUUCAGUGAGUGGUGGUCCUUGGCCCAGCAGCAGCAACGUCUGACCUCUGACCCCCGUGACUCCAAGGUCAAGAGGAAACUGAGAGGGCUUCGGCUGCGGCCGGGCUUCCCCAACCCUGCCGUGGCAACUGCCUACCUGCAGCCCAGCGUCGACCUAUCAGAAAGCUCCUUUAGCUGGGGCCGCCCACACCUCGACCUCCUCAAGGAAUUCUGUGAGAGUCGUUUUGGUUGGAACAGCAGGAAGACAGAAGAGACUCUACAUCCUGUUAUCAAACAGCUCAACACACAACAGACCCAGCUGCGUAUCGACUCGUUCUUCCGUCUGGAGCAGCAGGAGAGACAGGCCAUCAAGAGCCAGCGCCUCCGCCGGGCCGUUACCUGUAUAAAGAGGAAAGAGAGGGAGGACGGAGGGAGG
Messenger RNA from Oncorhynchus gorbuscha (pink salmon), 3057 nucleotides. Its product is annotated as DNA excision repair protein ERCC-5-like. Gene Ontology annotation, cellular component: nucleus. NCBI's taxonomy places the organism in Eukaryota, Metazoa, Chordata, Actinopteri, Salmoniformes, Salmonidae. The record is from RefSeq and is a predicted model, not a curated record. Gene Ontology annotation, biological process: nucleotide-excision repair. Gene Ontology annotation, molecular function: DNA endonuclease activity; single-stranded DNA binding.